AUGGCUACUGGAGAAAACCCGUUUCGGAUCAUAAUUGUUGGAGGCGGACUCGUAGGUCUCACUACGGCGCAUAUCUUAUCCAAAACGGACAUCGACUUCGUUAUACUUGAACGACAUGAGAACUUAACACCCGAGCUCGGCUCGCUCCUAAGCUUAUGGCCGCCGACAUUUCGCAUCUUAGACCAGCUAGAUCUCCAAGAUGUAGUAAAGCCCGUCCUCAACCCUAUCGACUAUGCAAUUAAUAUGUCUGCCGACGAUGAGUCCAUAUUCCUAAAGUGGAACGGCGGAGAGUUGAUCAAACAAAACCACGGGUACGGAAUCCAGGUUACUCACCGCCCGCUAUUCAUUGAAGCCUUAUAUCAAAGCCUACCUGACAGUGCGAAAGCACGGAUCAAAGUCAAGAAGCACGUCGCCAAAGUGAACGUGUCAGAUGAUGGAGUGGUCGUCGAGUGUGCCGACGGUACUGUGGAAAGGGGCUCUAUUGUGAUGGGCGUAGAUGGCGUCCACAGUAGGGUUCGCCAAUGCAUGCAGGCGAUGGAGGAGGGCAGGGCAGCUCCUAGCAUAUCAGAAACGCCCAAGAGUCCCUACCUCGCUACGUUUAAGAUGGUCUUUGGGAGCGUACCUAUCCCGCCGACAUUACCGAAGAAUACCAAUCACGAAUGCGCGUCAGAAGGUGUAUCGGUUCAGCUUCUCACUGGUAACUCUCAGGCAUGGUUCGGCGUGUACGAAGCGUUUGAUAAACCUACGUCAGAACGCAUCAAAUAUACCGAAAAGGAUAAGCAGCAGGCCAUACAGAAAUGGGGACAUCUGUAUGCCGCUCCCGGUGUGACAGUGCGCGAUAUUUUCAGUUUACAGAAUGGAAACUUCGGUAUGAUCAACCUAGAGGAAGGUCGUGUGGACAAGUGGUAUUGGAAUCGCAUCGUUCUCGUGAGUGAUGCUAUUCGGAAACUAGAGCCUCAUGCCGGAUUAGGGUAUAAUAGCGGUGUGGCCGACGUAGUCGUUCUCGUGAAUAAGCUCCGGCGCUUACUCCAGACUACUCGGUCACCCGAUACGAAAGCCUUAGAAGCGCUAUUCGCCGACUACCAGGAGGAGCGGAAAAAGGAGGAGCCAAUGAUUCAAGACAUGUCUAUCCGUCGGGCCCGGCUUUGCGCGUGGCUCAGCCCAAUGGAUAAGAUCAUGGCCAAAUACAUCAUCCCCUACACUAACUUUGCAGUAUACAGCACAACCCACAAAUACGGACCAGUCGUCUCCCGAGCUCCUAUCCUAGACUGGUUAGAAGAGAAGUCCAACAAUCCAAAGAACGUGCGAAUACCCUACGUCCACCACCCUAUCAUCAACGGGGAGAAGCCAAAGAAUGCGUUAUCAAGAAACCAUAGCUACUACAGCCUAUCAGCCUUUGUCGGAAUGAUCACCGCGGCUGCUCUUGCUGCACUAGGACUCCAAUACUACCAUAGGAUCUUGACAAUGAUAGAAUCCAUGGCGACCUAG
This is a messenger RNA of Daldinia vernicosa, 1488 nucleotides long. RefSeq names its product putative monooxygenase. The transcript is spliced from 2 exons. The coding region runs from base 1 to 1488 and encodes 495 amino acids. Lineage: Eukaryota; Fungi; Ascomycota; Sordariomycetes; Xylariales; Hypoxylaceae. Gene Ontology annotation, molecular function: FAD binding. The record is from RefSeq and is a predicted model, not a curated record.